This is a messenger RNA of Sitophilus oryzae (rice weevil), 2871 nucleotides long. Its product is annotated as rho GTPase-activating protein 21-like. NCBI's taxonomy places the organism in Eukaryota, Metazoa, Arthropoda, Insecta, Coleoptera, Curculionidae. Gene Ontology annotation, cellular component: cytoplasm. The record is from RefSeq and is a predicted model, not a curated record. Gene Ontology annotation, biological process: regulation of GTPase activity; signal transduction.
AGCCCAUUGGGUACUUCAGAUGUAUCUCUGGACCAAUCAUUGGCUAGCGGGGUGGACAUGCGCAGCAGUGCCGUACGCGUUGCUGGCGACUACACCAAAAGAAAAAAUGUCUUGCGAGUAUCGGCAGUGAAACCCUGUAGAUCAGAGUUUCUCAUCCAAGCGGAAGGAAGUGAAGACUUUGCUGAUUGGGUGAAGACCCUGCAAGAACAAGCAGCAGUCAGCACCGAAGCAGAGUUGGAUCCCAGUAUUAGUCGUCAGCAGGCUGUACCUCAACAGGUUCCAGCUUCGACGACGUUUCAAGUGCAAGGCAGUCAUUUAUCUCCACAGCCAGCCACGAAGAAUGGCAAAUCUAUUAAUGCUGGUAGAAAUAGAUCACCGACUGGCCAAUCACCAGUCAGCAAAACCAGAAAGCCUUCCUCUCACCAUACUGACAUUGCUGGUGCUACUAGUCCUAAGAGUAAAACUUGGAGAGGUAGAGUCGCUAAACAGCUUAAGAAAUUUUCAUGGGCCAAUUCUCCUAGUUCUCCGACAGCUGUAGAAGGCUCUACGUUUGGUAUACCAAUUCAGGAUUGCAUAUUCUCAAAUAACAAUACCUAUUUACCAAAGUUCAUUGAGGUAUGCACUGAUAUCAUAGACGCGAGCUUGCAAACAAUCGGAAUAUACAGAGUUCCUGGAAACAACGCUUCCAUUACAGCCUUAAGCGACGAAAUAAAUCGCAAUUUUAUUGAUGUUCCUUUGGAGGACCCCCGAUGGAAAGAUUUACACGUAGUCAGUAGUUUAUUGAAAGCCUAUUUAAGAAAGAUGCCGGAUAGUUUAGUAACGUCCGCUCUAUACCCUCAUUUCAUCAAGGCCGAUAAAAUAAAAGAUCCUAAAGUGAGAUUGGAAGAACUAAGGAAACUAGUGCGUAAUCUUCCGAAACAUAACUACCACACGUUGAGACACGUGAUUCGGCAUCUGAAAAGAGUGUCGGACAAUUCGCAAGUCAAUAAAAUGGAAGCCAAGAACUUGGCUAUUGUAUUUGGACCGACUAUUGUUAGGCCGGAAGAUGAAACCAUGGAAAGUAUGGUUACGAACAUGAAUAGUCAGUGUCAGAUAGUAGAAAGCUUGAUUACUAAUGCGGAUUGGUUCUUCCCAGAAAGUGAAGGAGAAAACGAAGCUCCAAUUGUACCUUUAGCACUACCCGAUCAUUGUGAAGAGUUUGAAACUAAUAGCCAGGCAUUGCUAAAUAACAUUAGCAAAUACGAAGCUUUAAAGGAUCAGAAGGAAAAGAAUGGAGCACUGCUUUCCUCAUUGUUUUCAGCUGCUCAAAGAAAAGUUAUGCGAAAACCAUCUAGGACUCAUCCAAAUGAACCUAACCAGGAGGAACCUACGACGCCCACUAGUCCAAAGGCAUUUGUGCAAUUUUCACUGGCUGCAGAAUCAAAAGAGAACACUGGACACGGAAUGACUGUAAAACCGAACACUAUACCUACGACUGUUAUGGAUAUAGAAAAGAAAGAUCGGAGCAAACCGCCUGUAGAGAAGAAUCCUUGGUUCAAUUACCAACAGGAUAAGGAUGAUUUCUAUAGGAGAGUGGAGAGUUUCAAGCAGGAAACGGAAGCGAUGCUUCAACGGCCCAGGAAAACGGAGAUAUCUGUACCAAAUAUAGAUCCCAAAACAGGUCAUUUGAGUUCCUCUGUGAGCAACGUGAACGCAGGACGUCUAUCGGGAAAACCCCAAGAUUUUCUACUAACCAAGACUCACAGUGCUACCAAUGUAUUUACUAGGCCUUCGCUUCCUCCUACCAACCGCAACAGCCUAAACUCAAUGGACUCGAAAAAUAUUCGUGCAAUACAACACCGUGGAUCCCAGUGGGAAAAACGAGUCUUGUAUGGUGACGGAGUAGAUGGAAAAAUAAGCCGGUAUCCAAUGAGAAGGGGUAGUUCUGCGGAGAACAUAAAUUGUAGCACGUUGGAUCUAAAUUCUAACGGAGGAAUGAAGAAAGUCAAGUAUGAAAGUGAGAAUGAUAGUCAAAGAAAAGGAUCAUUAGAUUCCUUAAAUAAACUUCAAGGUGAUGAAGGCUCUAACCCUUCACUGACGCCAGUCGUCGGCUGGCGGUCAGUUAGACCUCCCACAGCUGCACCCCAAAGACCUCCUAGAACUCGUCAUUUGUACAAUCGUCUGAGUUUAAGAAUGAAAGAGGAGAAGGAAGUGGAUACGCGUGCUUCCGACGAUGUACCUGAUAACGAGAAUUUACAUCUCUGUAACUGUAAUAGCCAAUACGUUAACACCGGUCAGAAGUUGAAGAGGUCGGAGUCGUUAAACAAACCCGACAAGACGACAGUAUCGACCAUCAAAGUUAAGAGAAGCGAAAGUUUGAACAAGACCGGAGAUAAGUUAAAACGUUCCGGACAGUCUAACAAAAAACGAAAAAAGACCGAGAGCAACAUCAACAAACGGCGAGAACUGUUGUCUUCCGGACGCAGACUGAAGGAAUCGACGAAGAACAAGAGGAAGAACGGAAUGCCUGACCUGUCGAUCAAACGGAGACACACAGUGGGAGGCACGAAGGACCCGGACAAAGUGACCUUACGGAUAACAAGAACCAAGACGAAAACAAUCCCAACGCGGAAAAUAAUAAGGAGAAAGGUAUCCGGACCCAGUUCUCCAGAUCUCAGUUCGACGCGUAGGGAGCGAUUCUUGUUCGAGAUCAGCCUCAUAGGACCCGAGAACAUGGUGGUGGCUCUGAGGCAGCACCUGAUGGGAUCCAGGCCUCCAGAGCUUCCCGAGUCGAACGUCUUCAAAAUGCAUCUAGAAUCUCAAUGUCUAACGUUCGUGCCUUUAAGGAUCACAAUUUCUUGCUCGCAGGUUAGUACAAGACCAAAAUCUUAG